UCCUGACUGCUAGCUAAGGAAGGAGCAGUGCUGAAGCGUUCAGUUGAGCACAGACAGACAGCUGGGCCACGAGCAGGAAAAAAUUCCUUGCUGUUCGUGCUGUUGGAGCAGAAGAGCUGCCUAGAAGCAUCUGCAGCCUUGAUCUUCCAAAAGACAUCCAAGAAGCCCCUCUCUGCAGAAUGGAAUUGUGGCCUUGGGUUCUCCUGGCCUGUGUUGCAUCUGUAUCUGCAAGCUGGCAGAAGGACGCUGUGCUGGACAGGCACUGGGAGCUUUGGAAGAAAAAACAUGGCAAGGAAUACCCAAAUGAGAAAGAGGAAGAGAAUCGUCGUAUGACUUGGGAAAAGAACUUGAAAUUAAUCACGUUGCAUAAUCUUGAGCAUUCGCUGGGGCUGCAGUCCUAUGAACUUGGCAUGAAUCACCUGGGAGACAUGACCGGCGAGGAAGUAGCUGCGCUACUAACUGGACUGAAAAUUCCUGACUCAUGGAACCAAAACUCUACAUAUUUCAAGCUACAAUCAAAGGUCAGAAUCCCUGAUUCGAUAGACUGGAGGGAGAAAGGAUGUGUCACAGAAGUGAAAAACCAGGGAGCUUGCGGGUCCUGCUGGGCUUUUAGUGCUGCUGGGGCUCUGGAAGGCCAGUUAAAAAUCAAAACAGGAGAACUGGUAUCUCUCAGUCCACAAAACCUGGUGGACUGCUCCAGUAUGUAUGGAAACCACGGCUGUAAUGGAGGCUUCAUGACCUAUGCUUUCCAAUAUAUCAUUGAUAAUAAAGGUAUUAAUUCAGAAUCAUCCUACCCGUACACCGCCAAGGCGGGACCAUGCCGUUAUAACCCAAGUGCACGAGCUGCCACCUGCUCUAGAUACGUUCAGCUUCCGUCUGCUGAUGAAGCUGCCCUGAAGGCUGCUGUAGCCGCUGUGGGUCCUAUAUCCGUUGCUGUCGAUGCAACUCGGCAAACAUUCUUUCUGUAUAGGUCAGGAGUAUAUGAUGAUCCAAGCUGCUCUCAAGACGUGAAUCACGCAGUUCUUGUAACUGGAUAUGGAACACUAGACGGCAAGGACUAUUGGCUUGUGAAGAACAGCUGGGGUGUCCAUUUUGGUGAUCAAGGAUACAUUCGGAUUGCAAGAAAUCAUGGGAAUCGGUGCGGCAUUGCCUCCUAUGGCUGCCAUCCAGUAAUUUAGCAACCAUGUCCACUGUGCAGUGGGUCCUGUCCCCCACCAUACACAAAGCCUGGAAAACAGCCUGUUAGGCAACUAAUCUUAGGUUCUUUUAAUCAAACUGCUGUGUUUAAGAAGAGAGAUUGGUCUCCAGGGCAAGAUCUUCCUGUCAGCUCCACCUGGUAGAUCUGAGACCAGCAACCAAAAUGAUGGUUUAGUUUGGUUUAGCUCAGUAUCUGCUAACCUUCCCUCGGGUGCUGUGCAGCUUGAUCAGUUAAUAACGUCUGUAGUACUGCUUUGAAUGAGAGUAGUUUCCUGUAAUUGCUAAGUAUUAUCACUGUUUCCACCUCAAAGUGGCUCAUAAAAAGCUGAGCCAGGUGGGGGGAAACCCAUUUUUGAACCAUUUAUGAAACUAUCAAGUAAAUGGAUUGACAGUCGUGUAUUUUUUUCUACUAGCAGGCAAAAUUUGUAAUGAAAAUUGCAGCAAAAUAGAAUUUUUAAGGAUCUGCAUGCAAUGGCAAGUGUAGAAGGAAUUUUGUCCGAAGAUAUUUGUGGAUUUUGCUUUCUUAUCCCUUCUUCUAAUCCAGUUUUUCAACCAGGAGUCCAUAGAAACCUUUGAUUCUGUAAGCAUUUCCCCAGAGGUUUCAUGACAUUUUACUAUUUUCCACUUCAAGCACUUCAAUUUUUCUCUUGUUUUGUCUCUGAAUUUUGUAAUUGUUAAAUAAAUUACUUUAUUGCCA
This is a messenger RNA of Eublepharis macularius, 1894 nucleotides long. RefSeq names its product cathepsin S (gene CTSS). Bases 180 to 1178 code for a protein of 332 amino acids. The record is from RefSeq and is a predicted model, not a curated record. Gene Ontology annotation, molecular function: cysteine-type endopeptidase activity. The transcript has 8 exons. Gene Ontology annotation, cellular component: lysosome. NCBI's taxonomy places the organism in Eukaryota, Metazoa, Chordata, Lepidosauria, Squamata, Eublepharidae. Gene Ontology annotation, biological process: immune response.